AAAUUUUCUAAUACCGACUCGGAGGAAUUAUCUACCGGAGAUACAUCCAGCGCUAGUUCUCAUUCUAGAGAGACCGAAGAGCCAAUAACUAUGGCUCUCGAAACAAGAACUUUGAGGGAGCUCACAGCUCCAAACUUGAAUCAACAACUGUUAUGUAUUACCUUCCCUACACUCGAUGAGGGUAAUACAUUUGAGCUAAAAUCUGGGCUCAUACAUCUACUUCCAUCCUUUCAUGGCCUAAGAGGAGAAGAUCCGAACAAACACUUUUCGGAGUUCCAUAUUGUGUGCACAAGCAUUUUCCCCAGUCGUGUCUCGGAAGAACAAAUCAAAUUGAGGGCUUUUCCAUUCUCCCUCAAAGACACUGCAAAGGAUUGGCUAUUCUAUCUUCCUUCGGGAAGUAUAGACACAUGGGCGGCAAUGAAAAAAUGCUUUUUGGGUAGGUACUAUCCCGCCUCCAUCUCAUCUUCUUUAAAAAAACAAAUAAGCAACAUUGAGCAAAAAGAAGAUGAAACAUUGUAUGAAUAUUGGGAGCGUUUCAAAAAGUUGUGUGUUAGUUGCCCAUAUCAUGGGUACACCGAGCAAGACCUCAUCCUCUAUUUUUAUGAUGGUCCUGCAGAUCAAGAUAGGCGCAUGGUGAAUGCGGCAUGUGGAAGGGGAAUUGUUAACAAAACCCCUUCUCAAGCAAGGAAUCUCAUCUCGGAGUUGGCCGAGAACUCCAGACAUUACAGUGGGCGAUCCUCAACUCGAAGGGUUGCCGCAGCAGAAUCCAACACCUCGUUGGAAAACCAAGUUGCCGGUUUGACCUCUCUAGUCAAAGAACUUCUUCUAAAGCCAAAGACUCAGGAAGUCAAAACUUGUAGCAUUUGCACAACAACCGGGCACCCCACUGAUUCGUGCUCAUCCCUCCAAGAAGAACAAGUCAACGUCUUGGGUUUCAAAGGCCAUCAACAGAAGAGGUAUGAUCCAUUCUCAAAUUCUUACAACUCUGGAUUGCGGGAUCAUCCUAACUUGAGGUAUGUAAACCCUCAACGAUCCAAUUCAUCUUCUCAAUCUAGUAUGUCAACUGAUGACAUGAUCCGGAC
Molecule: messenger RNA, 1082 nt
Organism: Cuscuta europaea
Lineage: Eukaryota; Viridiplantae; Streptophyta; Magnoliopsida; Solanales; Convolvulaceae
Source: the annotation of a GenBank genome assembly